Lemur catta (Ring-tailed lemur) is the source of this 1467-nucleotide messenger RNA. RefSeq names its product small integral membrane protein 34 (gene SMIM34). The coding region runs from base 302 to 721 and encodes 139 amino acids. The transcript is spliced from 3 exons. The record is from RefSeq and is a predicted model, not a curated record. NCBI's taxonomy places the organism in Eukaryota, Metazoa, Chordata, Mammalia, Primates, Lemuridae.
CACCAGCAGCAGGUGCAGGACAGGGGAAUUCAGGAGCCAUCCAGCCUCGGGGAGCGCUUCCUGCCAGCGCAGGUCUGAAGAGACCUGGGACGGCUGGAGAUUCCCUACCAGUGCGUUUUUAAAAAAUUCUUUUGAUAGAACUUGUUAACAAGCCAAAGCCAGGAGCUCAGUGAAGCCCAACUGCGGCAGGACACAGGACGGUGAUCAUUUGCAAGGAGGAGGAGUUCUCCUUUCACCAUCUUCCCCUUCCAUGGCAGCUGCUUAAACUUGCUUCCUGAAGAGUCAAGGAAAAGACCACCUCAUGGAACUGAUCAAGUGGACUCCCCAUGAAGACUUCAACCAGACCCAGGCCAGCGCUUUCCUGGGGCUCCUGCUGGGUGCCCACGUGGAGGGGAGGAAUGUCACCAACUCCACCAGGGCUGUGAAGGUGCCAGAUGGGACAAGUGCCGCCUGGUACAUCCUCACCAUCAUUGGCAUCUACGGGGUGAUUUUCCUCUUCCGGCUGGCCAGCAACAUCCUCAAAACGAAUGAUAAGUCCUUGGAAGAUUUUUAUUACUCAAAUUUGACUUCUGAACUCAAAAAGAAAGGGCUCCAGAGCAAGGUAGCCAAAUGCACUGCACUAACCAUUAGCAACAGAGCUGCCCUGCAGCCCAACCAGGCCAGCCUGGGGCCAAAGUGUGCAAACGGCAGACCCCAGACCGAAACCCAGGAGAUCCCUUGAAAGUCAAGGCCAGCAGGUCUCCAACCUUCUCGCAGUGGGAGCAGCUUUGGGUUUUCCUGGAACCUUGGGAGAGGAACUGAGCCCUUGGGUGGGGGAACAUCACCGAGCCAUGGGUGCUUCUGGCUAAUGGGUGUGACCAGAGCCUGCAAAUUAUUUCCUUCUCAGGCUUUCUGGUGUUUUGAGAAGAGAGAGUGUGGCAGCAACUUCCAGCCACACUCGCCAUUCACUGGCAAAGCCUGUGCUCCAGGGAAGAAUGUGGGCACUGGGUGUUCUCAGAUGAAUCUGGGAGACUCCUGGGGCUGUGCAAGAAGGUGGCUUCUUGUCACGGAUGGAUGGCUGAAUUUGGAGUCAAAUGCCUUAGAUUAAAAUUCAACUUCUGGGGGUCACAUAAACCAAGCAGCUAGUUGCUCACCUAGAACAUGUGGGGGCUGGGGCAGAUAGUUUCAAGGGGUCAUCAAAUUUGUUAAUAUCGUAAGUUGGAAAUUCUUCAUUUUUAUUGAAAGAAUGGGAUGUUUUGGGAAAAAGCCUUAAUUUUGGAGUCAGAAGAACCAAACUCUAGUCUGGGUUUGAUUAUCAACCACUUUGGUGUCCUUUCUCCUAUCACUUCACCUCUUUAGAACUUAGUUUCCACACAGACAAAAUGAGGAUAGUGAUGUCAGAUCUGCCAACUUUGCCAAGUAGAUAAGAUCCAACGAAAUCAUGCAUAUGAAUGUAGUUUGAAAAGUAAAAUAAAUACGUAAAUAUAA